Messenger RNA from Eupeodes corollae, 1121 nucleotides. RefSeq lists its product as uncharacterized. The record is from RefSeq and is a predicted model, not a curated record. Gene Ontology annotation, molecular function: nucleic acid binding; zinc ion binding. NCBI's taxonomy places the organism in Eukaryota, Metazoa, Arthropoda, Insecta, Diptera, Syrphidae. The coding region runs from base 9 to 557 and encodes 182 amino acids. The transcript has 2 exons.
UGAGGGAGAUGGAUGGAAUGUUUGCGACAAAUGAGAGCCGAUUAAGUUUAAAACGAGCGUUCGAGGGGAGAGUAUGGCAGACUGCGGAGAGUUUCCAAAAUUAUAUGCAUGAGAAAAUUAUUCUCGCAAAUAAACUAGAUCUGGACGAAGAGGAAGUGUUGGAGAAUCUAAUCGAAGGAAUACCUGAUCCUGGAUUGAAGACUCAAGCACGCAUCCAGUGUUUCACGACGAAGCAACAGUUGGCUGACGCAUUCAGGCAAAUCGAAUUGCCCAAGGCUAAGGUGCUAUCGUCAAGGAUGUCCGCUCCAGCGAACGCGGGUCCUUCUACAUCCAGACAAGUGGCAGUUCCAGGAAAGGUAGACAUCAAGACGAUCCGAUGUUACAAUUGUAACUCACUUGGGCAUUACGCUUAUGAGUGCCGAAAGGAAAGGAGACAAUACGGAGCAUGUCAUGUUUGCUCCCAGUUUGGACAUCGAGCAGCCGAGUGCCCCGGUAGGAAGGCCGUAGUACUACAUGCCAUCAACAAAGAUGAAGAGGACGAAUAUGAACAUUAUUAGACACUGGCAGCCCUAUUUCAAUAAUAAAAAGGCAACAUGUGCCCUCAUAUUUUUUAAUUAAAGAUAACGAAUGUAGAAUAGUUUAUGGUAUCAAUAAAAGUCAAUUAAAAAUACUCGGUUUUGUCAAUGUUUGUAUUUAUUUUGAUUUCGAGGAGAUUGAAUUAAAACUGUAUGUCGUAGAAGAUGAUACUUUGAAGCAUUCAGUAUUACUUGGUAGAGAUUUUUUAAAAUUGGCAGGAUUAAAAUUAAAAAAAGAGAAAAAAAUGAGAGAAGAUAAAUUAGAAAAAAAUGAUAUUAUAAAUGAGAGUAUACUAGAAAAAGAAAAUAAUGAAAGCGAUUAUGAAGUUACAGAUGAAGAUGCAUUUAAAUCUAUGAAUGUAACAAAUGAAAAAAAAAACAAUACUGUUGAAGAAUAUUUUAAAUUAAUGAACAUAAAUAUUGAUGAAUUAAACGAAGUAGAAUUUAACGAAAAAUGUAAACAACCACUAAAAAUAAAGAAAGCAUUUAAAGAAAUGUACCGGGAUUUCAUGAACCGCAGGCGUCCCGAGUGUCCCGAAACCGAUC